Messenger RNA from Emiliania huxleyi CCMP1516, 417 nucleotides. RefSeq lists its product as hypothetical. The record is from RefSeq and is a predicted model, not a curated record. Bases 1 to 417 code for a protein of 138 amino acids. The transcript has 4 exons. NCBI's taxonomy places the organism in Eukaryota, Haptophyta, Isochrysidales, Noelaerhabdaceae.
AUGGCGGCGGAGAGCUGGCGCACACGCGGCAAGACGCGCAACACAGCACCGACGAGCAUCCAGCGGGCUGGCGCGCUGCCGGCCGCCGUCGCCGCCGCCGAGAAGGUGGCGGCGCGCCAGAGCGGCUCGGCCUCAGACGCAGACACGGGGACCAGCGCCCGCCGCGCGUCCGCCGCCUCGACGCAUGGCGCGGCGCGCAAGAGCGCGGCAGCGGGCCGCGGCGACCCGAGCCUGCUGCUGCGCCGCGUAGCAGGGGCAACUGCUGCGGACGUGGCAGCCGACGUGGCAGCCGACGUGGCAGCCGUUGCGGCCUUUGCGGCGGUGCAAGCGAGCGCCGUGGCGGCCGAAGCAGUGGCGCGCUGCGCGGGCGGCGGAGGCGCCGCCCGCUCCGCCGUCACGGCCCAAAGGAUGGGGUGA